Symbiodinium sp. CCMP2456 is the source of this 936-nucleotide messenger RNA. The record is from the annotation of a GenBank genome assembly. Lineage: Eukaryota; Dinophyceae; Suessiales; Symbiodiniaceae.
AUGGAACCCAUGGUCAUGCUGAAGCGCGGCACGGUGUUGCCAGCAUCCGUUGUUGAGGAGAUCUUGACAUCUGCGGCCGCCGCGUGCGCCGAGGCGCCCAACCGAGCUCUCAAGAGGCGCGUGCGGCAGCGGCUGCACAAGAAGCUCGGGUCCAUGUUGACGGCCGAGGAGUUUGAGAAGGCCAUGGACCGCUACAGCGCGAUGGAAGACGAGGCCUCGUCCCACCUCUCGCAGGCGUCGGUUUCUCCGUCCAGCAGUGGCCCUUCCGCUCCGUCACCGUGCACGGUGAUGUUGCCCAACCUUGGCACCGGAAACUCCGCCAACAUGUGCCCAGCUAACCCGGUCACGGCUUGUCAGACCUUCAUAGCAGUGCCCAUGAUGCCGCUAAUUACCACGAUGCCGGUUCCUCAGCAGCCAAUGGGACAAAUGCAGCCCACGCUGCAGCCCAUGCUGCAGCCUAUGCAACCCGUGCAGCCCAUGGGACCUUUCUUGCAGCCUGCGCAACCUGCCCAGCCGAUGCAAGCCAUGCAGGUGCAGCCUAUGCCUGCGCCAGCCAUGAUGCAACUGCUCCGUACUGAUGCCCCAGCUCCGUCCCCUAAGGCCCAGAAUGUGCCCGUCGACGAGAUCUCCGAGGACAUCUCUCAGACAGCCUCAACCACCGCCGACAACGAUGGUGAAAACACUGACGACGAUGAGGAUGACCUCGAGAGCAUCAGUGAGCUGAGCACAGAGUGGGUUCGCGCAGUGUCCCAGGGAUCUUCUGAGUGCCCGGUGGAGCGUACUUCAUCCAGUUCCACACCCGGGUGUCUGGGUCGCACCGACGAUCGAGGUCUGUCUAGGGCCCACGGGGGGGUCCAGACACCUGAUCAUCCGAGGUCACCUGCCUCGCGAAAGUUCUUUCUACGAAUGUGCUUUUUAAGUUUUGUUCUGCAAUGA